Gymnogyps californianus (California condor) is the source of this 1985-nucleotide messenger RNA. It is a transcript of the gene GPR157, whose product is annotated as G protein-coupled receptor 157. NCBI's taxonomy places the organism in Eukaryota, Metazoa, Chordata, Aves, Accipitriformes, Cathartidae. The record is from RefSeq and is a predicted model, not a curated record. Gene Ontology annotation, cellular component: plasma membrane. The coding region runs from base 84 to 1091 and encodes 335 amino acids. The transcript is spliced from 5 exons. Gene Ontology annotation, molecular function: G protein-coupled receptor activity. Gene Ontology annotation, biological process: adenylate cyclase-activating G protein-coupled receptor signaling pathway; cell surface receptor signaling pathway.
CUCUCCCUCCUGCUGCUGCGUUGCUGCCCGGCUCUUCCUGGGACUGCUGGCCGUGUCCUUGUGCCCUGCCUCCCGUCUCCGGCAUGCCCGGGCCUUUGCCCCCCACAGAGCUGUACGUCUCGGAGCGGGUCGUCGUGCUGGUCUCCUGUGUGCUGUCCUUCCUGGGUUCCAGCCUCCUGGUUUGCACCCAUGCCCUGUGGCCGGAGCUGCGGACCCGUCCCCGCCAGCUCCUGCUCUAUCUGUCGCUGGCGGACCUCCUCUCAGCCCUCUCUUACUUCUACGGGGUGCUACAGGACUUCGACAGGACCUCAUGGGACUGUGUGCUGCAGGGUGCCCUGUCCACCUUCUCCAACACCAGCUCCUUCUUCUGGACCAUGGCCAUUGCCCUUUACCUCUAUAUCACCAUUGUGAGGGGCUCGCCCACGGGCACAGGCUUGCUCUGCUGCUUCCAUGUUGUGAGCUGGGGAGUCCCCCUUGGCAUUACGGUGGCGGCUGUUGCUCUGAAGAAGAUUGGCUAUGAUGCCUCCAAUGUUUCUGUGGGCUGGUGUUGGGUCAACUUGGAUGCAGAGGAUCGGGUCUUGUGGAUGUUGUUAACGGGGAAAGUUUGGGAGAUACUGGCCUAUGUGACUUUGCCGGUGCUCUACAUUCUCAUCAAGAAGCACAUUAACAGAGCGCAUGCAGCUCUCUCAGAGUAUCGCCCUAUUCUUUCAAGAGCACCUGCAUUUCAGCCCCGGACUUCCAUAGCAGAUAAGAAGUUGAUUCUCAUCCCUGUCAUCUUUAUCAUCCUCCGCAUCUGGAGCACUGUACGAUUCAUUCUGACCCUCUGUAACUCCCCUGCAGUGCAAAAUUCAGUCCUGGUUGUCCUGCAUGGAAUUGGUAACACGUUCCAAGGAGGUGCCAACUGUAUUAUGUUUGUCCUCUGUACGCGGGUGGUCCGGACUCGGCUGUUUUCCUCCAUUUGCUGUUGCCACUACGAUGAGUUGGAUUGGCCUUUGCAAAGAUCAAACAGCUCCUGGCAGCGCCCAGAACCCCACAAGGACAAGGAUGUGCCAGGCCCUGAGCGGACGAAACCCCUGCUUUCCAGCACCUGAGCCUGGGCUGUCUACAUCUCAGUGUCGAUUUCUUCUUUCUUGGUGCGGGAUCAUCCCCGAGUCCCACAGAGGGAGCUAAAGCCUGAGGAAAGGCACCGCUGGAGUGGCUGAGCAAACGGAAGAGGUCCCACUCCUCCUCGGCAUUCAGAUACCAGCUGCUUUGGUCUUGACCUUUGCUCAGGAUCCUCUGGAAGAUACUGUUUGGCUGUACUCCGACUUCCUGGUUUUCUUCCCUCCUUCCCCUCUCCAUCCACUAUAAAUCUUAAAAAUUGUUUGGGGUUUUGCUUUUCUGUCUGACAAGGCGAGUGUGUUGUGAGUUCUGGGGUGAACAAAUAUCAUGGUGAUAGGAGAACUUCAGUAGCUGCUGAAUAGGACUAUCCUGGGCAUGGAUUUCAGUCCUAGUGUGUGUGGUCUUCCAGGGAGCUCCAGACUGGCUCCUGUUCUUCACUUGAAUGUGGACGAUAGUGUGCAAACAUGCUUAUUUUGUGGUGGUGAUGGAUGGUUCCUGUUGAUGGUUUAUUCCUCCUCCUUGGUGGUUAGGGGUCGUCAUCAUCAGGGUUUGUGGUGGCAGCGUGCUUAUUGCCUCCUGGGAAAAUCUGAACUCUGCAGACUCCCUUGGUGCUCAGGGAUAUCGGAGUGUACCACCCCAGCCUGCAGCAAGGACAGCCCUCACCAGCAGCAAGAUGGUGCCUGGCAUGUGCUCUGAACUCCAGAUGUCCUCUGCCGAAGCACAGGCUACAGUCUCUUCUUGCUCUGGGAGUGUUGUAUCAGAGCUGGCGAGGGGGUGGGUUUUUGUUUACUAUUUGGAGAUAGCGUUUUACCUUAUUUACAGCUCCUCACUUGCUUGUUUUUUAAACAUGUUCUCCAACUUUUACAAAAUAAAGUUUUAUUCUU